AUGGAUUCCGACACCUUUCAAGUCUUGCAGAAGGAACUCACCUGCUCCAUCUGCAUGAACUACUUCCUAGACCCGGUCACCUUAGAUUGUGGGCACAGCUUUUGCCGUCCCUGCCUGUUCCUCAGCUGGGAUGCAUCCCAGACUCCCAUGUGCUGCCCUCAUUGCAGACAAGUGUCGAAGAAGUCAGAUCUGAAAACCAACACCCAACUCAGGAACAUGGCUUCCCUGGCCAGACAGGCCAGAAUUGAUCCUGUCAACAGCUCUCAGGAGCAGAUCUGUGAGGCACAUGAUGCUGCAAAGUGGGUCUUCUGUGACACUGACAGGAACCUGCUCUGUGGGCUCUGCUCUGAUUCCCUGGAGCACAUGCUUCACAGCCACCGCUCAACCCAACGGGCUGCUGAGGAAUUUAGGGAGAAACUUCUCAAGAGGAUGGGCUCCUUGUGGAAUAUGACUAAACAACUGCAAAGCAAUGUGAAGCUGGAAACUAGCAAAGCCGAGUCACUGGAGGAGUAUGUGGCCCUUAGGAAGGCGAUGAUCAAAGCUGAAUAUCAGAAGAUUCAUCAAUUUCUCUUUGAGGAGGAGCACCUCCAUCUGCACGUUAUGGAGAAAGAAGCAAAGGAGAUCUACGAUAAACUGGAGGAAAGCAGAGUCAGAAUGACCCAACAGAUAGAAACCCAGAGAGAAAUGUUCACAGAGCUGAAGGACAUGUGCCAAAAGUCAGAUGUGGAGCUGCUCCAGGAUUUGGGAACUGUGAUGGAAAGGACUGAAUUGGUGCAGAAUCAAACAACUCAACCAGUGAAUCCCGACCUCACUUCCUGGUGCAGCACUGGACUCCUGGACAUGCUGAGCAGAUUCAAAGUGGAUAAUGUCCUGCAUCCUGGAACCAUCGGUCACCUCAUGAGCCUUUCUGAGGAUGUGAAGGGUGUGCUGUUUGGAAAUAACCAUCACAGCAUGUCCAGGGAGCCUCAGAGAGUGCGGAGUCUUGCUGCAUGGGGAAAUCAUACAUUCAUCUCGGGUAGACAUUACUGGGAGGUGGAUGUGCCACGCUCCUCGAGUUGGGUUCUGGGAGUGUGUAAAGAUGUCCUCAUAAGAGAGAAUGAUUUCAUUAUUGAUUUUGAAGAAGCAUCUCUUCUAUUUGCCUUGAAGCUGAAUGAUCAUUAUUAUCUCUCCACUAACCGCCCACUCUUAGUUCAUCAUGUGAAAAUGCCUGUGGGUAAGAUUGGAGUGUUUCUGGAUUAUGACAAAGGUACUGUGAGCUUCCAUGAUGCUGCCGAUGGUUCCCUCUUAUGCAGUUUGACUUCUUCCACCUUCUCUUUCCCUCUGAAGCCUUUCCGUUGCGUUAAUAUUUCAUGA
Messenger RNA from Myotis daubentonii (Daubenton's bat), 1353 nucleotides. RefSeq names its product tripartite motif-containing protein 64-like. The record is from RefSeq and is a predicted model, not a curated record. Lineage: Eukaryota; Metazoa; Chordata; Mammalia; Chiroptera; Vespertilionidae. Gene Ontology annotation, molecular function: zinc ion binding; protein binding.